Molecule: messenger RNA, 1228 nt
Organism: Rhagoletis pomonella (apple maggot)
Lineage: Eukaryota; Metazoa; Arthropoda; Insecta; Diptera; Tephritidae
Exons: 5
Coding region: 20-1228 (402 amino acids)
Source: RefSeq, a predicted model, not a curated record
UACGACUAACCCUAGCAAGAUGUGGGAAGAGCUUGCCAGCUAUAAGAAUCACUUCCUUCAACUCGAAGUGAAGAGCAUGAAAAGUGAAACGAUAAACGAUUUGGUCACCAGCGCAUAUCAACAACGUCAAUCGAAGCGCUGCAAAUGUGCAUGCCCAGACGUGGCCAAAUGUGAGAGUUCCACCUAUUUCCGGGACCAUGCGGCGUUGGCUUACGGCUUCAUAUGCGUAGAGAAGUUGAUCAAAGAUAUGUGUAGUGACGUGCCGCUAGUAAAAUGGCAGAAUAUUAAUUCACUCUCAGAAGUAUUGCGCAAUCCAUGGCAAGCGCAGCGGGCCAUUACACAGUACGAUGUGGUGCGGAAGUGCACAAAUAUGUUCAUGCGCCUACAGUAUGGCUAUCAUCAGGAACACUACCACGAACGCAGGCAGUUGAUGAAAAUAUUUUAUGUAGUUUCCGGCUAUCUAAAUGGCGCUCACCAGAUUGCGCAACGCACUCAUCUACUCGAAGAGUUCUACGCGAUCAUUUAUAAGCGUGAGGAAACGCAUUUGCUGGCUUGCAAAGUGCUGCGCAAUUUAACGGAGAAAGCAGAAAUUUUGCUCUACAUGCUCGACAAAACCGACUCUUUACGCAAACUCACACUCAUUUUUAGACACGAUCCUUGCACACCCUUCUAUCCCAAUCCAUUGUGGGAACACCUUUGCCAUUUCUUGGAGAUUGCACCUCAGCUUGGCAUAGCUUACGGUUGUUUCGAACUUCUGAUUGAGCGCAUCAAAAGUAGACGUCUCUUCUAUCAUGAACUCUGCAUGAAAUGCUUCGCUAUGCUGCUGCGUUGUGAGGAGGGUCAGAAGCGUUUCGAUAAAAUUGAUGGCGUCAAAAUGCUCUAUGACAUAAUCGCGGAUGAGCAGCACAAAUUGGAUAAUAAUGAAUACGUCCUGCUGGCGUUGCUGCAUGGUUUGGUGAGCGAUCGCGUGCUUUGGCGUUGUCGUGAAUUUACCGUUCUGCCGAAACGCAUUAUUGCGCUGGCGAAGUCUAAGAAUGCCAAUUUGCAGUUGGUAUGCCUCAAGAUACUUCGUCUCUUAUGCGCAAUGCCCUGUGUAAAAGCCUACAUUCUUAACGGUUGCAUGUCUGAUAUAAUGUCUAUUAAGUGUUUGAAUGAACAGAAUGAGUGCACGCGUGAUUCGCUGGCGGAAUGGUUAAACCGCGAUAUUUGGGAUUCGAGCGAAAUGUGA